GCGAUAGCGCUGUAAAUUUCUGUUUUGAGGAGCUCGGUUCGAUUGUAGUUUUCGUCAGUCACUCCGGGCAAAAGCCGAAUAGUAACUUAAUUAACCCACGACGACUACCUUCCGUAUCUUCCAUAUUACUCGCAAUUCACGAAUCAUCUGACGCUGUAUAAUAUCGGAGACAAUGAACAUUUCAGCUGUUAAUAUUGUGAAGCUUCUGUAGCCAGCAUGCCAACACUAGAAGUUAAUUUUUGAGACAAUCCAUUAUUUUCCAACAUUAUUAUAAUGAGUCCUGUGCCAGCUUGUACUAUUGGGACUCAGUUUGGAGGGCUGACAUUUUUUGCUCGGAGUCAUCCGGGUGAACUCUGUGGUAGUAAUGGUUUGCCUUUGACACCCAACUCCAUCACCAUAUAUGGUAGGGCACAAAUUCUGAAGGCCAUCAGUCAUCCAUAUUUGUGCUCUUACUUGGACAUUAUUAGAGGAAAACAUGAGCGUACUGUGGUAGUGUCUGAAUAUCAUCCCCGGUCACUGAACUCAGAACAGUUAUCUUUAGAUGAAACAAUCAAGGUAGCAUACCAGACACUGCAAGCAUUAAGCUACCUCAAUGACCAUGGAAUUGUUCAUCGCAGUCUGUGUCCAGAGAACAUGCUACUCACAGGUAGUGGAGACAUCCAGCUCUUCAACUAUGGUUUAUAUUAUAUGACUGGUGGAGGAACAGAUGUGUCAUUUCCUAUUGGGCAUCCAAAGUAUGUUGCUCCAGAGGUGUAUCUGAGUGGCCGUUGUACCAAGUCAGGUCCCAAGGUUGAUGUUUGGUCCUUAGGCAUUAUUAUACUGGAACUGGCCCUUGGAAGACAGCUGUGGAAUGACCUAAAGUUAGCACAGUGUAUGCGUAAGGUGCUGAGCCUGUUACACGUUCAGGUGUCAGUGCUGGAGCGCCUGGCUAGAGAACUUGGCUGUUGGGACCAGUGUCAGGAGCUGCCACCUGAACUCCAUGAUUUCAUCAGCAAGUGUCUGAGUAUUUCUCCUUGUGAACGUCCCACACCACACCAGUUACUUCAGCAUACCCUCUUUCAAGAUUUGUGUGAAGCCGAUACAAUCACACAUACCUCAGAGGAGAUGAAGUACCAAGUGUUCCCAGGAUUCCAGUCCCGCCGUAUCCCAGUCACUAAAAAUACAAAGCAUCCACUUUUUGAACGAAGCUUACAAGAACUUUAUUACCUCUGGCAUCUUGCUGGCGGAGACGUGCAGGCAGAACUUAGAAAGCAAGGGCUCAUCCGUACAAAAGCGCCCAUACUGUCCAUCCCAAAGCUGGUUUUGUUGGAAGGAACAGUGUUUGGGCAAGUGAGAGAUCAAACUUCAAUGCUGGAUUUACGAGUCGUGCCUAUUCCACUAGAUACACUGUAUCAGAGAUUAGCACAUAUACCACUCACAAGUUACUACCCACUUGUGGAGACAAAAUCAGAAAUAAUUGCAAAAGGGGAUGGAGAGCAAUUGGAAGCUGCAUCUCUUCCAUUAGUCAUCCGAGAGCGUGACACAGGGUAUCAGUUCCAUAGAGUUGUUCUCUAUGAUAGACUUAUCAAGGGAUAUCCUUAUAAGAAAGCAGCAAUCCUUAAAGAAGCUCACAAAGACAUUCCACCUUUGUACCGUGGAAACAUCUGGGCAGCUCUGCUGGAAGUUGAUGGUGACAUUGAUGGGAACUAUGUGGCAGUUGAUAAGGAGACGCCCACUCAUACCGACAGACAGAUUGAGGUGGACAUUCCACGCUGUCACCAAUAUGAUGAACUGCUUUCUUCUUAUGAGGGACACCGCAAAUUUAAGCGUGUACUCAAAGCCUGGGUGGUGAGUCACCCCCAGUAUGUGUACUGGCAAGGACUUGACUCCCUCUGUGCACCCUUCUUGUACCUAAAUUUUAACAGUGAAGCUCAAGCAUUUGCAUGUCUGUCAGCCUUCAUUCCAAAGUACCUGCAUAACUUCUUCUUGAAGGACAAUACUGCAGUGAUUCAGGAGUAUCUGGCCAAGUUCUCUCAUCUGAUAGCAUUCCAUGAUCCAGCCCUAGCAAAUCAUUUAGCUGGGAUUAGCUUUAUUCCAGAAUUGUUUGCCAUUCCCUGGUUUCUCACAAUGUUCUCACAUGUAUUCCCAUUACAUAAAAUUCUUCAUCUUUGGGACAAACUUCUUCUUGGUGAUGCAUCAUUCCCACUUUAUGUUGGGUUGGCAGUCUUGCAGCAGCUGAGGGACACAUUGCUGGCAUCUGGAUUUAAUGAAUGUAUCCUUCUCUUUUCUGACUUGCCAGGUAGUUGCUUACAAGAGAUUGACAUGGAACGCUGCGUAACCGACUCAAUUGAACUGUAUUGCAGCACCCCUCGCAGUGUAACAUACCGGCAACAUGAACUGCAGCCCGAGAGACUGCCUGAUAACGAGACAAACACAGAAUUGGAAAUGAGUGCUGUACCAGUAGCUGAACUCCAAUCAGAACUGUGUCCUCGCAUUAGUGCCGCUGACCUCCUAGAGCUCCACUACAAGAGGAAAUCCAAGUUAGCUACUGUGGACAUACGUACAGUGGAAGAGUACAACCGUGGCACUGUGCCAGGAAGCAUCCAUAUUCCAUGGUCCCCUGCUUCAGUCCCUGAUCUCAGUGCACUUCAGGCCAACAAAGGUCGCAUCAUUGUCGUAAUAGGUUCUCAUGCAUUGCCCUCCGCUCAGUUUGGCAGACAUUUGGUCCAGAAUGGUUUGCCACGUGUUUGUUGCCUUCAUCGGGGUAUUCAGGUCUUGCGCUCAACUGACAUCCUCGUAGUACCAGGAGCUAUGUGACGUCAUAGGGGUGGUACUGCAGAAGCCUGCAGUGCAAGUGAUCUUACUGUCACCCCACCUUCCAGUCCAGUAUGCAGGAGACCAUUCUAACCAGUUGGUGAGAACUGUCAUAGUUACAGUCUGGAAACUGAAGCACUGCAAUAUGAUGAAUGAAGGCAACAGGAGCUAUCCUGUACUCUUCGCGUUUUAAGCUGUUGUUUAUCAGUGACACCCUAAUCAUGGUGCUAUUAUUCUGAGAGUCAUAAUUGUUGUUUAAAAAAAAAAAAACUCCAUGGCCUGUAGUCCGUGAGCGAAGUAUACCGACCCAGGGACCAGCAAAG
Messenger RNA from Cryptotermes secundus, 3116 nucleotides. Its product is annotated as TBC domain-containing protein kinase-like protein. Gene Ontology annotation, biological process: protein phosphorylation; activation of GTPase activity. Lineage: Eukaryota; Metazoa; Arthropoda; Insecta; Blattodea; Kalotermitidae. The coding region runs from base 274 to 2796 and encodes 840 amino acids. The transcript has 16 exons. The record is from RefSeq and is a predicted model, not a curated record. Gene Ontology annotation, molecular function: ATP binding; GTPase activator activity; protein kinase activity.